GUAAUCAGUCAGCUGAUCGCUGACGUCAGCGUGCAAUCGUAACGGCUGCAACUGGGUCGGCUUGUUUACAUUAUAUUCAACUGAUCUGCCUUCAAAGUUACUGGUCGUUAAUAGCAUUUUGGCAAUCGUCAAACUAGAUGGCAACUACCGUUACCACACAGCGGGGACAGGUUUACAUCGGGGACCUUCCCCAGGACUUCCUACGCAUUGCUCCUUCACACCAGCAACAGCAGGUGCAACUGGACGCGCAGGCGGCCAGGCAGCUGCAAUAUGGGGGCUCCAUGGCCACUGUAGGGCGUCUCAGUAUCACUGUGGUACAGGCAAAGCUGGCUAAGAACUAUGGUAUGACCCGCAUGGACCCCUACUGUAGGAUGAGACUGGGCUAUGCUGUCUAUGAAACUCCAACUGCACACAAUGGGGCAAAGAAUCCUCGCUGGAAUAAAGUUAUUCAAUGCACUGUGCCUCCUGGGGUAGACUCCUUCUAUCUGGAGAUCUUUGACGAGCGGGCAUUCUCUAUGGAUGACAGAAUAGCAUGGACCCAUGUGACCAUCCCUGAAAGCCUGAGAGAGGGCAUCAUGGUGGACGAGUGGUUCAGCCUGAGUGGUCGACAAGGCGACGACAAGGAGGGAAUGAUCAACUUGGUGAUGUCAUACGCUUCCAUGCCAGCAGGAAUGAUUCCACAGCCAGUGGUCCUGAUGCCCACGCGGGGGGGCCUGUACCAGCCAGGAGUGGGAUACAUACCAAUAGCAGGUGUGCCUGGCAUGUACAAUCAGGGUGUGGUUCCCAUGGCAAUGCCGGCGGCGGUGCCGGUGGUGGCCAGCCAGAUGGCUGAGUGCAGCGAGGAGGACCUGAAGGGCCUGCAGGACAUGUUUCCCAACCUAGACCGCGAGGUGGUGCGCACUGUGCUGGAAGCCCAGCAAGGCAACAAGGACGCUGCCAUUAACUCUCUUCUGCAGAUGGCAGAGGAACUCUGAGGGCUGGUGUUUCAAUCUACACCCUGGAACGUAUAUGCACAUAUAUAUUCUAUACAUACACACACGGGCAUCCAAAUUCAACAUGUACAGUUAUUGCCCAAGUGGCACUAUAGCGCCGUCGCCUACUUGCAUUCCCGUCAUUUGGUUAGUUGAUCCAAUCACAGCCCUAGACCAACUUAAGCAGCAGCCAUUACUGAACAAGCACUAACAAUGAUAGUUUUCUCCAAAAGUUUGUCUACACUGAAAAAGGAAUCAUGUGUGUUGUAUCCAAGUCAGGCAGUACAGCCUAUCAAGUUUCCUGUUUUAAUUCCACACAAAGGGGCUUGCUUACAGACUCAGAAUUAAUCAACAAUUGUUUGGGUGCCACUAUGAUGGCUUGGCACAUUCAUAUGCCCAUGCAGAAUUGUUUUAAAUUGUUCAAUUCAGAUGUCACUGUGAGGUCAUUAUUAGCCCAUAUAAUUUUACAAAAAUAUUAACCAUGUUCAGCAAUCUAGCACCAAAACAGUGCAGAGAAAGGACAUUUUGUAAUGCAAUGAGCUUAAGGAUACCAGUGAGUUUAGCUAAACGUCCCUGUCGUAAUACAUUAUGCACCCAGUUGUAGCUUUCUGAGUCAAUACAUCGAAAAAUUUAUAAAUUACCAACAUUUCUCUAUCUUUAGUUUCUAGUGGUUUAGAAGAGAAUGAGGACAUCUAAUGAUCAAUUAACAAAUGUGGAAGGUUAUAUGUAUACGUCAGGCUGCCAUUUCAUGAGGGCUGAUAUUCAAGCAAAUCAGGAAGAAGCAAGUGAUCAGACACCAAACAAGAUAUAUGCUCGAAACGCUACCAACUCUGCAUCACCAGAAAAUGUAGCCAUAUAUGGCAUAUUACUGCCCCAUUUCUGCGUGGAUGUCUAGACCCCUGAUUCAUAUGCCAAAAAGGGAAGGAGCCAAUCCAGUCAGUUCACAUAACAUCCAUGCUUAGACAGUUACAAAGGUCAAGGAGAUUGACUAAAAGGUUUAUGUUGUAAAUCCAGUAACAAUGAUAUUUACAACUAUGACCUGUUAUCAUUUAUAUCUGUUAAGCUUUUGGUGGGACCUGCUAGUCUGAAAGGUAUUGAAUGUUGCCUGCCAACGUUUUUUUUUUUGCCAACGUUUUUUGCGUGUGUUUCGCUUUAAAGAUCUAUAUUUUUCAGAAAAGAUUCCCAGUGGGUUGCAAAUCUCGGUAGAUAAAUAUUACUGGAGCCUUGUCAACAUGUGCCAUGUCAGGGUAAUAAGUUUGUUGAAAAGUGAGUGUCUAUUUAUACACCAUUGUUAUUUUGCCGAUUCAGUAAUUGUAUUGGAUCUUUAAGUUAUGAGCCACAGACCUUUGCCUUCAACAAAUUGUUCGACCAUGUUGCCAGAAGGAUUUUGGACCUCUUGAAUUGAACUACUUCCAAAUAUAAAUCUUAUGAACAGUGACACCCAAUAGCUUAGCAAAGACUAAACACUAUUAUAUUUGAUAUAUUUAUGGGACUCUGAGCUUGCGUGUUGGUUAAUGAAGUCGUGAUCUGAAAAUCUCUGACCUUCUUCCUCGACUGGAUUUUCUUUUGCUUUUGUUUCUCAAUAUGACUGGAUCAUAAAUAUGAGUGAAAAUGUGUCUUUGUACUGAGUUCUGUUCACCAAGCAUUUACUUGGCUCAUGAGAAAUUGUGAGCAGAAAAAACAAUUCAGUUUUAUGGUUGCAGAAAAUUAUAUUUGAUUCUAGUGACAAAACAAAACAUCUAGUCUAAAGUAGAUGUCAAUACAAAUAUGUGGGAAAAUAUGUCACAACAAAUGACACCUAGUACAAGUAUUUGUUUCAUUCUAGAAAUUUGUUUCAUUACAGUAAAAUUAGGAAAGUCAAUGGGGCGUAGCCUAUAUUCGGGAUCGCGCCGAUGGCUGUUCGUUUGCGUUAGCGUCUGCGGCGUCUCUUCCCUUGCGUCGCGCAGGCGGAGUCCUCGCAGCUGCACGAGUCCACGCUGGUGUAUUGUUGUGUACGGGUGGAGCCGUCGCCACACGUCAACUGCACCUCCUUCACACUGGUGGUCAGCUCCUUGCAACAUGCACACUUGUGCAUCAUCUUGUUUGCAGCUGCGGAGAAUCUACACACCACACACUACAAUUAUUUUGUGUCGAGAAAAUUUAGAAAUUUGUCAAGAAAAUGCAUACUUUAGUAUAUAAUUGUAUCAGCUUUUUCUUGUAUCAUUUGUUUUGUGCUUCCCUCUGCAACAAUUGCUUCUGCAUAUUCAUUUCCUUAUUGUUAAAUUAAGGAUAAUCGAUAGCAUCGACUGCAGCUUUGAAGCAUUAAUUAUGACG
Molecule: messenger RNA, 3284 nt
Organism: Gadus chalcogrammus (walleye pollock)
Lineage: Eukaryota; Metazoa; Chordata; Actinopteri; Gadiformes; Gadidae
Gene: tollip
Product: toll interacting protein
Exons: 6
Coding region: 138-974 (278 amino acids)
Biological process (GO): ubiquitin-dependent protein catabolic process
Cellular component (GO): cytoplasm
Molecular function (GO): ubiquitin binding; ubiquitin conjugating enzyme binding
Source: RefSeq, a predicted model, not a curated record